Molecule: messenger RNA, 1177 nt
Organism: Vitis riparia (riverbank grape)
Lineage: Eukaryota; Viridiplantae; Streptophyta; Magnoliopsida; Vitales; Vitaceae
Product: V-type proton ATPase subunit D
Exons: 2
Coding region: 174-959 (261 amino acids)
Cellular component (GO): proton-transporting V-type ATPase complex; vacuolar membrane
Molecular function (GO): proton-transporting ATPase activity, rotational mechanism
Source: RefSeq, a predicted model, not a curated record
AUAAAAGAGAACCCCCGAAACCCCAAACGCAUCUCAGACCUCUUCGAUCACCCUUGAUAUCACACUCCGUUCUUGUUUCCGGCCAACACCUCCACCGGCGGCGAACCCUUCGUCGACACUCCCUGCCGCAUUCGCACAGUCCGCAAGUUCUCAGCUUUUAGAAUUUUGACAAGAUGUCUGGCCAAAGCCAGCGAUUGAAUGUCGUUCCAACUGUUACAAUGCUUGGAGUCGUGAAAGCACGCCUUGUUGGUGCUACAAGGGGUCAUGCUCUCCUCAAGAAAAAGAGUGAUGCUCUGACAGUGCAAUUUCGUCAAAUCCUCAAGAAGAUUGUAUCCACAAAGGAAUCAAUGGGAGAGGUCAUGAAAGCCUCCUCCUUUGCUCUAACUGAAGCCAAAUAUGUUGCUGGUGAGAACAUCAAGCAUGUUGUUCUUGAGAAUGUCCAAAAUGCAUCUCUUAAAGUUCGAUCCCGGCAAGAGAAUGUGGCUGGUGUGAAGCUUCCCAAGUUUGAGUAUUUUAAUGAAGGGGAGACUAAGAAUGACCUCACUGGAUUGGCUAGAGGUGGCCAACAGGUCCAGCUCUGCCGAGCUGCUUAUGUCAAAGCAAUUGAGGUUCUUGUUGAGCUUGCUUCCCUCCAGACAUCAUUCUUGACUCUUGAUGAGGCAAUCAAGACCACAAAUCGUAGGGUUAAUGCCCUAGAGAAUGUUGUGAAGCCAAGGUUGGAGAAUACCAUAAUCUACAUUAAAGGGGAGCUGGAUGAGCUGGAAAGGGAGGACUUUUUCAGGUUGAAGAAGAUACAAGGAUAUAAGAAGAGGGAAAUGGAGAGACAGAUGGCUUCAGCGAAGGAGUUUUCAGAGGAUCAGUUUGCAGGGAAAGUUUCUUUGCAGAAAGGAAUUUCAUUAAAUGCAGCACACAACUUAUUGUCUGCAGCUAUGGAGAAGGAUGAAGAUAUAAUUUUCUGAGGUGGAGGUUAGGUUUAUAUGCUUUCUCUUAGGUUGUGUGCCCUUUGGGUAUGUUGCUUGUACUAAUGGUGGUAACAUACGGUUAUUGUUUAGAUGAGCACUUUUAUGUUCUGAAUAAAAAGUUCAUGUAUGUUUUUUGUGUCAACUCUGUAAUCAAACUCUCAUGAUUCUGAGGCUUUAAGAUUAUUAUUAUCUUUUUCUGGAGAGUGUUUGGUUAA